This is a messenger RNA of Paralichthys olivaceus (Japanese flounder), 588 nucleotides long. NCBI's taxonomy places the organism in Eukaryota, Metazoa, Chordata, Actinopteri, Pleuronectiformes, Paralichthyidae. The record is from RefSeq and is a predicted model, not a curated record.
CGCAGGGAGAGGGCGGGCCCUGGUGGCUAACAAUAACCGGAGCUCGGUCUGCUGUGGAAGAAGCAGGAGGGAGACGGAGCGGAGCGGAGCCGGCAGCAGAGCACGCUUCCCUGGAUACAUGAGCCCCACGUUUACCCCCAACACUCUGGUUUUUCAGUCAACCUCCGGAGCAGCGGCUGCAGGUUCAAUCUGUCCACCAGCCUUUCAGUGAGAGGACCGACCCAGAGACGACAUUAACAGGAGCGGUCGGCUGCAGCUGAGCUGAAGAUGUCCGAUAAUGGGGAGGUCGAGGACAAGCCCCCAGCUCCGCCCAUGAGGAACACCAGCACCAUGAUUGGCUCCUGCAACAAGGACCCCGCCCCCCUCAACCACAGCUCCAAGCCCCUCCCUCCCAACCCGGAAGACAAGAAGAAGAAAGAUCGCUCGAUCCGAUUCAUCCUGACCGGAGGAGGCGAUAAGACCUAUAAGAAAAAGGAGCGUCCAGAAAUUUCUCUGCCAUCCGACUUUGAACACACCAUCCAUGUGGGCUUUGAUGCUGUUACCGGGGAGUUUACUGGCAUGCCGGAGCAGUGGGCCCGGCUCCUGCAG